AUGGGGGCGCCGGGUGAUGACCAUCGUCCGAGCACUUCCGGCACCGUCGGAAUGCUGUACGACGCGGAACACGAGGGAGAAACUGGAAAGGACUUCCAGACGUUCAAGGGUAGCGUGAUCGCUCAGGCGUUCUCGUUGAACAUCGGUCCCCAGUUCAAAGAGGACUUAGAAGGAAAAGUCUGCAUGGACAAGUGGGAUGAGGUCGAUCAGUUAGCCUGCGACCAGUGGGUUGCUGACGGCAAACACGAAAACGACUUCUGGCCCACCUACACAACCGAAGUGCGCUCAGCUUACGCGAAGUUGUAUGGUACAGUAUUCAAAUCCUUAACCGGAAAGGCCCGAGCCAAAGCUCAGGACAUUCAGGAAGAGCCCGGGGCUGACGCGUGUGUAGUCUGGUUGAUGCUUCAGAUCAAGGAAAAGGCUAACCCGCAGACCGCCGGUGCCCGCCGCAUGUUGAUCAAGGAAUAUUUCAACAGCAAGCAGGGUGAAGAUGAAACCGUGGAAGAACAUAUUGACAAACUGAAGAACUUCUGGAAUUUCAAACUGGGCGCUAAAGUUACGGCCGAAGAGUUACGCUAUCACU
Amoebophrya sp. A120 is the source of this 583-nucleotide messenger RNA. The record is from the annotation of a GenBank genome assembly. Lineage: Eukaryota; Dinophyceae; Syndiniales; Amoebophryaceae.